Choloepus didactylus (southern two-toed sloth) is the source of this 567-nucleotide messenger RNA. It is a transcript of the gene S100A12, whose product is annotated as S100 calcium binding protein A12. Gene Ontology annotation, molecular function: calcium ion binding; RAGE receptor binding. The record is from RefSeq and is a predicted model, not a curated record. Lineage: Eukaryota; Metazoa; Chordata; Mammalia; Pilosa; Megalonychidae. Gene Ontology annotation, cellular component: extracellular exosome; cytoplasm. The coding region runs from base 172 to 450 and encodes 92 amino acids. The transcript is spliced from 3 exons. Gene Ontology annotation, biological process: endothelial cell migration; antimicrobial humoral immune response mediated by antimicrobial peptide; positive regulation of canonical NF-kappaB signal transduction.
GCAUCAAUUUCCUCAAGAUAAAUCACAGAGAAGAUUGCUUUACUCAAGGUCAAAGGUGAAGCCUGAAGUGCAUUAUAAAAACCUCCCUGGCCCAGUGCGCCUCACCAGUGCUGGCUUCUUGCUCCAGCUCCUUGCUCCUGUGUGCUGAGGGAUUAACUUGAGGUUGGGAAGAUGACUAAGCUGGAAGAUCACCUGGAGGGAAUCGUCAACAUCUUCCACCAGUACUCAGUGCGAGUGGGGCAUUUCGACACCCUCACCAAGGGUGAGCUGAAAAAGAUGAUCCAAAAGGAACUUCCAAAUAUCAUUAAGAAUACCAAAGAUCAAGCUACCAUUGACAAAAUCUUCCAAGAUCUGGAUACUGAUCAAGAUGGACAGAUCACAUUUAAUGAAAUCCUGCCCCUGCUAGUUUCUAUGCUGAUGACUGUACAUAAAAUUACCCACCAAGAGUAGAACACUGUCUGAGGACUUGUCUUCAGGAAUGUCCCCAAAUGUCCCCUCCUUCCCCUCACCAAAGCCCAGACUUGCCUGAGGGAAGUGAGAGGUAAUAAACAUUAUUUUUCAAAAGUU